Sphenostylis stenocarpa is the source of this 417-nucleotide messenger RNA. The record is from the annotation of a GenBank genome assembly. NCBI's taxonomy places the organism in Eukaryota, Viridiplantae, Streptophyta, Magnoliopsida, Fabales, Fabaceae.
AUGAGGCUUGGGGCAUCUCAGCAAGAAGCAAUAUUCCUCAGGAGGACAGACCAUCAUUUCCCCAUUUCAUCCACUGAACGUGAAUCCAUAGUUAUUUAUAGUGCACCACAGCAGUACAGAGUGGGCAUGAAUGAGAAACGGAAUCGAUUGAAUCUGCGAUCUCGCAUAAACCAAGGGAAGAGGUUCGAAGCACUAAACUAUAACUAUCGACACAGAGCUAUUUUCCGGUGGAGGCGCUCCUCCUUUGAUGGCAACUGCUUCUUGGAAGGCGUGGAUACUGUGCACAAGGUCGCAUUUGGUGAUGUCCUUCUUAGCAAUGUGAAAGGAGGUGGUGGGUACUUUACAGAAGAAUGUUAUCCAAAUUCUUCAUUUAUACAUUGCAUCAAUUUGACCAAUCAUGUAGAAAAAGCUCACUAA